GCGCAUCCUUCGGAAAGUCCAGAGGGAAGCUUUUAGGAUCUCCUCCCACCCUGCCCAGCCCAGCUGCCUGCACUUUGGCGUUGGUUCCCCUUUAAAAAAAGGCACGCCAUGCUGCCAUCACAUGCUUCAGCAUAAACAAAGUAGGAUGUUGGCGGACUGCUUGUUGUUAUGCAAAGCUCAUUUGCUCCUCAUAUUUUAAAAGAAGCCUGGGAAGAUCCUGUUUUUUUGUUGUGUUUUUUUUUUUCUGAGGAUUUGUCGGAGGGGGGCUCAGCCCACCCAGUCUGGCAGCCAGUCGUGUUGCGCCGCCGCUGCGCUCUGCUGCUUGUUGUUCAGUAGCUGGUGCGCAAACUGAAAGCUUGGCGUUAAUGCGCGGAUUUAAAGCGACCUUCUGCGAAACGAUAAAGGUUAUGUUGGAGGAGUGGACGGGAUAGCGUUACAGAGGAGAGACCACCACCAGCAGGAGCAGCAGGAGGAGCACGGAGGAGCAGGGAGCUCUGAUCGGGGGGAAGGAGCGGAGAACUCACUCACUGGCUCCUUUCAGCUGAGGCUGUAUGUAGUGGAAAGCUCGCUGAUAUCGCAGCUAAUUCUCUCCAUCGUGGAUUUUCCAGUCGGAUGAGGAUUACCUUUUGGUUUGAAUAGUUUUUUAUCUUCAUACACUCGAGAAGGAAGGAGAGGCUGUGGAGCCACACACACCAACCUGACGGCUCUUUGGAAAAAGAUGUGAUGACUCACGCAAGGCAGUCAGCUUCCCUCAGGCAGAACCAGACCAGUUCUGACUGGUGGGAUACCAGCCAUACCUGGCCUCAUGGUGGCACCACGGGCACCGACAGCCCUGAGCGUACAUUACGUUUCGGCAGGACAAAGAAGAUAAGUGGGAUCAUAAGAAAAAAGGAAGGCAAAGAGCCCAACACAAUGAAGGAGAAAAAAGAACGAAGAAGGUCAGACGAGAGCCGGAAGCUUGACCAAAGACGAGAGAAGAAACGGGUCAGAAAGUUGUACCCUCUGCGAGGUCGAGCUGGGAAUUCUGAGGAGGAACGUAAGUGCCAUGUUCUCCUUACUCGCCUAGAAGAAGGCUCACGUGAAAAGGUUCGGGCUAAAGGUAAAGAAAGAAGAGACAGGCCCAAAACUAAAUCCAAAAUGGGUAAAACCAGAGAUGGAUUAAAAACGAAGUCCUUACCAAAAAACAAACUGAAAUCAAAACAUCUUGCUGAUCAUUCAGAACUGACAGACUUACAACCACGCAAACGUAGACUGGCGUCUCUCAACGCUGAGGCAGUGAACAGUUUACUACUUGAAAGAGCCACUGAUGCUCAACCAGCUGCCAAACUGGCCAGGAGGCAGGAGGAAACUCUGGAUGGAGCAGUUCCUUUGGAUCCAACCAGAAGUCUCCCUGGAAGUCUUAAAGUAUCAAGAGGGAACAUUAAUAAAGUCUCUACACCCAACAAGGUUGAGCUUUGUCAAAGUGCUAAGCUGAGCAAGAAGGCUAAAGCCAGUCGGGGUGAUGAAGCUGUUUGGAUGAGCCAGGAGUGUUUAGAUUCACCUGCACCAAGACGGCUAGCUGGACUCAAUGCUGCAGCCCUGCUGAAGCUAACAAGCUCGUCUGCUACCAGUAAACAGAGAGUAAAGGCCACUCCCACUGCAACGGUCACAUCUGACUCUAUGGCUCCUGCUGCGGACUCGACACCAAAGCAGAACCAUAGAGAUAAACUCCAAAACAAGCGCCAGUUGCAAAAGCAGAAAGGUAAAAAGCGCUCUCCCCUGCACGGCGCCUGCACAGCCUGCAAGAAGAAAGCGGACUUUGAGCCCAAGGUGGAGUGGGAGACGGGCAGCUGCACCCACCGCCUGACCAAACCAGGUUAUCAGUCUCGUAGCAUGCUUGGAUACUCUCUAAAGCAGGUGAAGGAAGAACAGCUGGAGACAGAACUGAGCCCAUACUACUGCUGUCCCCCAGAGGGGUCUGUGGAGUACUGCCACCGUCUGGCCUGCUUCCUUGGCCAGCAACCCUACGCAGACUCAGAUGACCAGUCUAUAAAGUCAGCCAUGACCCCCGUGAAGCCAGAGUGCCUAGUAACCUCCCAAUCUCUCACACAUUCCCACCCCCACAGAGCACUCGCCCUCACCCCCCACCCAUGCCUCUGCACUGCUGACCACUGCUUCCCUGGCUACUACGUCCACAUCACCCACCCAACGCACACUGGCCAGACUUCAGCUGCCCUGGCCACACGGCCCCUCAACUUCAGCUCCACCAGUUUGUGCCCCAGCCAUAUUACUGGAUCCAAGCUCCUGGGAGGUCAGGUGUCGCACCCAUCGGGCUUAGGCCACCCUGCCUACUGCAACUCUGUGGCUUCCCCCUGUUAUGGCGAUGCCUGCGGGAUCAGCGGCUACAGCUACAGAUCACUGCCUCCGGUGACGGGUAGAAGUUGUUCUUUCAGUGCUGGCUGUACUGGAUGCACACACAGCAUUAAAACAGAGGCUUACACGACCCUACAGGGUGACCACAGCCCCUCAUUACUGGUUCCCCCUACUCUACCGAUCUCCAAAUGUCCACUAUCCAGUGUGCCCAGUUCAACACAGAAUAAAGCCCACCUGUUGACCCCCCUGUCUGGCCGAGAUCAGCCCCAGGCCAGGAUAAUGCUAGCUAAGGAAUGCCCUCAGAGCACAAAGGCCUCCAAUGGCUCCUCCGUGGGCCACACCCACCUCCUUACGAAACAGGCCACCCCAGUGCCGAGCCUUGGCAGCAGUAAACAGAAGAAGAUCAGCCGUAGACGUGCCACAAAUGGCUGGCGGCCCGUUGGCAUCCCCACUGAGAGGGAGGUCUUUAUUGCGGGGGAAGAUGAGGCUGCAAUGAGGAUGUGUUAUGAAGGAGUGGAAAGGGACGGUGAAGUGAUUCGUGUCAGAGACACUGUCCUACUACGAUCUGGUCCCAGGAAAAAGUCCCUCCCAUAUGUUGCUAAGAUAUCUGCAUUGUGGGAAGACCCUAAAACAGGAGAGCUGAUGAUGAGCCUUUUUUGGUACUACAGGCCUGAGCACACCCAGGGAGGCCGGGAUCCCAGAGCACACUGUGAGAAUGAGAUUUUCGCCUCUCGGCAUCAAGAUGAAAAUAGUGUGGCCUGCAUAGAAGACAGAUGCUAUGUUCUCCCUCUGGCCCAGUACUGUCGAUUUUGUGCCUUGGUGAAGCGGCGUGCUGAAGGUGCCCCACCUGGCAGGGCCAGCAUGGUGCCCUUCCGCCCUGACUUCGCCCCUCCCUCCCACCGCUGCGUGCCCACAGACGUCGACCCCGAGCUGGUGUACCUCUGCCGGCACGUCUACGACUUCAGAUACGGACGCAUCUUAAAGAACCUGCAGUAGAGCACCUUGGAAUCAGUCGUCCCAAUUCUGCGCCUCCUGCACAGAGGGAGGCAGCUGAAGGACUUUGCAAUCAAUGGGAAAGGGUGGGUGGGUGGGGGGGGUUUGCAUGUACGCAUUAUGAAGCACAGAUCCCUUUAGUUAAAUACCAAGAAGUUAGAAUGUUGUAGGGAAUCUCAGCCGGUAAAUCCAUCCGACUCCAUUUUUCUUAGCUUAUUGGUUUCCAUAGAAGCGUAACCCCCCACCUCCUCAACCCCACCAUGCCUUUUCUGCCAGAGACGUCGAGUGGGGUGGGGGGGGCUCCAGUCAGAACAUGCAACAAUCAUGUUUGUUCCAUUUGAGAGCCGCCGGCAGAGCCACGGUCCGGCGCGGCGCUCAGGUGCUUCCAGGGAAACAACCUAACCCUGUCAGCUGUGUGUUAACGCCGCUCGACAAGCAUGGCUGAGGGAGCAGCUAAUGGAGAGUGUCAUCCUUUUCCCUUCAUUUGACUCUGCACAUUGGGUGUGUGCGUCCGUGUGUGUAUGUGUGUGUUUAGGGGAUAAAUAUGGUGAUAUUUAGUUAAUCAAACCAAGCAAGCAGCUUUAGAUGAAGUGGAGCUUUCUGUGAAAAUAAUUCACUAGUUUCAAGGUAAGCUGAGGAUGAAAAUGACCAUAUAUUACUUAUAAAAUAGGUUCUACAGCAGAUCUCCUUACAUCUGCUGUAAAGCAAGGAUAUCUGCCGUCCCAAAAUAAGUCGGACUUCGCUUUUUUUUUUUUUUUUUUUUAUGACUGAGGAACUUAAUUGAGGUAAAUGGGGAGCUAUGCUAUGCUACGCUGCUUUUGGCUGCACAUGUCUAGAGUUUACAUGAUGGUUCAGAACAUAAAAGCAAAAGUAUUCACCCCUCCUGUAGCUGUUUAGUUUGGUAUUGUUAAAACAUCUCUCUGCCACUGAGCCCAUUCAGUCCAUUCGGCUUUUCAAUGUUUUUUUUUUUUUCUUUUCUCACAACCCAGCGGACACCAAACAAAGGAUGAGGCACUAGUUUUAACUUCCCCAUCUCCCCCCCUCUUGCUUCUUCUUCUCCAGCACUUGUCUCCCCCUAUUUUGUUGCACUAAAGCGCUCCUUCACAAUAAAACACGAUCGCCUCUUUAUUUUACAUUGCUGAUGCUAAAGAAUUGGCAGGAUGUAAAUGGCAGAGCUGCUUUUUUUUUUCCUUUUUAGAAGGAGACAUUAGGGAUGUAAUCGCUGUGAGUACGUUAGUACAAAGUCUCAGUUUUAGAUCAGUAUAGAUCAAGAGUCAUUCCUUUUUUUUUAUGCUCUCAUAAAUAAAUACCUGCUAUAUAUAUAUAAAUAUAUAUAUUUAUGUUUGUAUUCACACUGUUAAUGUGACUAGAUGUGCAGAAGGCUUCAGGAUGCAGUCCUGAGUCGCCGUGCAGGCAAACGUAGCACUGUGAUAGAUGUGUGUUUGGAUUUAAAGGGUACGGUUGGUGGAUAUUAUUGGGGGGGGGGUGGGGUCUGUACUUUAUGAUGAACUUUUUUCUGGUCACGAACCAUGUGCUCUUCCAUUGCCUUCAACCUGCAGCUGUUUUCCGGUCGGUGUGCGUUCCAGUACUCUACAGCUGUAAAUCCCCACCCCCCAAUCUAGAGCCAUCUAUAAUUCCCCUUUCUAUUUGAAUUACUCAAGUUAUACUUUCCAACUUUAAAAUUCCUCUUCCUUAAGAAUAUUUUAUUAAGGCGAUUUACUAAGACGGCACAUGCAAUAUAUUUUUAGAGUUACUAUUUUUGAAGAAUGAGCUCAACAAAUCUUGAAAAAAAAAUAUGCAUUACUUCUUCUUUCUGUUUAGUUGAUAUCAGGUUGUUUCUCAGUCCAUGUUUGACAAAACAAAGAGAGGCGGGGGCCGUCUCAGGAGCUAGCAAGGAGCUCCCCUGCAGGAGCCCAUAGAUGUCUAAACCCCAGGAAUCACCAGGCAUGCUCUCUCGCCCUUUUUUUCUAAACAAGCAGGCGGCCAAUGCACAGUGUUGUAUUUUUUGUUUUCUUGCAAGAUCUGUAGCGGUUAUAUUUAAAGUAAGAAAAGAAUAUUUAAAUAGAGAAAUCAAUUGAAUAUAUUAAGAUGUCAGUUUAAGUUAUUUGGGACUAAUUAUGUAUAUCCUAGCCCUGUAUUUGUGCUUCAAGACAGAAAUAGUUUAUUUGUAACCUUAGAAACUGAGUGAGUCUGAUAGCAGAAGUGUAAGUAUAGUUUAGCUUUGGUGAGACCAGAGCAGCUUGGCCUAAAGCACCUUUGCUGUAAAGGAGGUCUGGUUUGGUCCAAUAACAGCCUGAGCGAUGCAACAGAAGGAUGGACUUUAAAGGGAUGGUUCCGUGUUCUGUUAAAACAAUAUAAGCAGUCAUAUCAUCCCUAAAGCUAAUUUAAUUGGUCAAAGGGGCUGAACUUAAGUGCUAGUUGCAGAGAGGGAUCAAGUCCAAACAGCAAAGCUUUUUUAGCUUUUUUUUUUCUUCUAAACUUUAUAGUCAUGAGAUGAAUAUUUAACUCUGCUGGAUAUGAUAAGGUGUGUUACACUGUAUCUUCCCCGUGAAACGCAUGUUUAAGUGACAUGUUUCUUUCCAUAAAUUCAUUCUCGGGGCCACAAAUUGCCUCCAAGCUACUGAAACGCUACUUACGUUUACGUUUGGACAAAAAAAAAAAAAAAAAAAAA
This is a messenger RNA of Cyprinodon tularosa, 6016 nucleotides long. RefSeq names its product bromo adjacent homology domain-containing 1 protein. The record is from RefSeq and is a predicted model, not a curated record. The coding region runs from base 724 to 3348 and encodes 874 amino acids. The transcript is spliced from 7 exons. Gene Ontology annotation, molecular function: chromatin binding. Lineage: Eukaryota; Metazoa; Chordata; Actinopteri; Cyprinodontiformes; Cyprinodontidae.